GUGGAUCGGGCGCUUGGCGGCGGAGGUGGUGGGAGGCGGCGGGCGGGAGCGCGGGUCCGGCCGGCCCUGGCGAUGGCGGACGCGGCGGCCUCCCCGGUGGGCAAGCGGCUGUUGCUUCUGUUCUCGGACCCUGCGGCCUCAGCUUCGGCCUCGGCCCCCACGGCGGCGGCGGCAGUGAGCGGAGAUCCUGGGCCUGCGCUGCGCACUCGGGCCUGGCGAGCCGGCACGGUGCGGGCCAUGAGCGGGGCGGUGCCCCAGGACCUAGCGAUCUUUGUAGAAUUUGACGGCUGUAACUGGAAGCAACACUCCUGGGUUAAAGUUCAUGCUGAAGAAGUAAUAGUACUUCUGCUAGAAGGAUCGCUUGUUUGGGCACCCCGGAAGGACCCAGUCCUUCUACAGGGCACUCGUGUCUCAGUUGCGCAGUGGCCAGCACUAACUUUCACUCCCUUGGUAGAUAAGCUGGGUCUGGGCUCUGUGGUGCCAGUUGAAUACCUUGUGGAUCGAGAACUGCGUUUCAUGUCAGAUGCUAAUGGGCUGCAUCUGUUCCAGAUGGGAACAGAUGCUCAAAACCAGAUUCUUUUAGAGCAUGCUGCAUUAAGAGAAACAGUUAAUGCUUUGAUCAGUGACAAAAAGCUACAAGAGAUAUUCAGCCGAGGUCCCUAUAGUGUUCAAGGUCACAGGGUCAAAAUAUACCAGCCAGAAGGAGAAGAAGUAUGGCUAUGUGGUGUUGUAAAUCGUCAGGACACAAUCACCCGUCUCAUGGAGGUUUCUAUAACUGAGACUGGCGAAAUGAAGUCAGUAGACCCCAGACUUAUCCAUGUGAUGCUGAUGGACAAUUCAACACCACAGAGUGAGGGGGGUACCAUAAAAGCAGUAAAAUCUUCCAAAGGAAAGAAGAAGAGAGAGAGCAUAGAGGGGAGAGAUGGCCGGAGGAGGAAAAGUGCUUCGGACUCUGGGUGUGACCCUGCUACAAAGAAAUUAAAAGGAGACAGGGGUGAAGUAGACAGUAAUGGGAGUGAUGGAGGUGAGGCAAGCCGAGGGCCCUGGAAAGGAGGUAAUGCCAGUGGAGAGCCAGGGCUGGAGCAAAGAGCCAAGCAGCCACCGUCUACAUUUGUUCCCCAGAUUAACCGCAACAUUCGCUUUGCCACUUACACCAAAGAAAACGGCAGGACUCUGGUGGUGCAGGAUGAACCUGUAGGUGGGGACAUACCUGUACCGUUCACUCCAUAUUCUUCAGCCACAGGUCAGACACCUAUGGCCCCAGAGGUAGGUGGAGCUGAAAACAAAGAGGCAGGAAAAACACUGGAACAAGUUAGCCAGGGCAUGGUGGCUUCAGCAGCUGUAGUCACCACCACCAGCUCCACCCCAACUACGGUGAGGAUCUCAGACACUGGCCUUGCAUCAGGGACUGGGCCGGAAAAACAGAAAGGCAGCUGGUCGCAGGCCUCAGGAGAGAAUUCAAGAAAUUCUAGUCUGGCCUCUUCUGGAUUUGGAGUGUCUCUGUCAAGUUUGUCACAACCAUUGACUUUUGGAAGUGGAAGGAGCCAGUCCAAUGGAGUUUUAGCAACAGAAAACAAGCCCUUGGGCUUCUCUUUCAGCUCUAGCUCUGCACCAGAGUCUCAGAAGGACUCGGAUCUCUCCAAGAACUUGUUUUUUCAAUGCAUGUCCCAAAAUUUACCCAGCAGUAACUACUUCACCACGGUUUCAGAGAGUAUGGCUGAUGAUUCCUCUAGCAGGGACUCAUUCAAACAAAGCCUUGAGAGCCUGAGCGCAGGCCUGUGUAAAGGCAGAUCUUCUCUUGGGACAGAUACUAAGCCAGGUCCCAAGACUGGCAGCUCUGUGGACCGAAAAGUGCCUGCAGAGUCUAUGCCCACCCUUACUCCAGCCUUCCCACGGAGUCUCUUAAACACCCGCACCCCAGAGAGUCAUGAAAAUCUAUUUUUACAGCCUCCCAAACUAUCCCGCGAAGAGCCUUCUAACCCCUUCCUGGCAUUUGUGGAGAAAGUCGAACACAGCCCUUUCAGCAGCUUUGUGUCUCAGGCAUCAGGUAGCUCUUCCUCUGCCAACACUGUCACCUCAAAGGCAACACCCAGCUGGCCCGAGUCUCAUGCCUCUGCAGAUUCUGCAUCCUUAGCAAAGAAAAAAACCCUCUUUAUUACAACUGACUCCUCAAAGCUGGUGUCUGGUGUUCUGGGCUCAGCUCUCAGCACUGGGGGCCCAAGCCUCUCUGCCAUGGGGAAUGGCCGUUCCAGCUCACCCACCAGCAGCCUCACCCAACCCAUUGAGAUGCCUACUCUCUCCUCCAGCCCCACAGAAGAGAGGCCAACCGUGGGACCUGGCCAGCAGGACAAUCCUCUUCUCAAAACCUUCAGUAACGUCUUUGGCAGGCACUCAAGCAGCUUUCUGUCCUCCCCAGCAGAGUUUUCACAGGAGAACAAAGCUCCUUUUGAAGCUGUAAGAAGGUUCUCAUUGGAUGAACGAAGCUUGGCUUGCAGACAGGACUCCGACUCCAGCACCAACAGUGACCUGUCCGAUCUUAGUGAUUCGGAGGAGCAGCUGCAGGCUAAGAGUGGCCUGAAGGGGAUUCCAGAGCACCUGAUGGGGAAGCUAGGUCCCAACGGGGAGCGCAGUGCUGAGCUGCUGCUGGGCAAGGGCAAAGGGAAGCAGGCCUCAAAGGGCCGGCCUCGGACUGCUCCCUUGAAAGUCGGCCAGUCAGUGCUGAAAGACGUGAGCAAAGUGAAGAAGCUGAAACAGUCUGGAGAGCCCUUCCUGCAGGAUGGCUCCUGCAUCAACGUGGCACCCCACCUGCACAAGUGUCGGGAGUGCCGCCUGGAGAGGUAUCGCAAGUUCAAGGAACAGGAGCAAGACGACUCCACUGUAGCCUGCCGCUUCUUCCACUUCCGGAGGUUGGUCUUCACUCGCAAGGGGGUACUCCGUGUAGAAGGAUUUCUAAGCCCUCAGCAGAGUGACCCUGAUGCUAUGAACCUGUGGAUUCCCUCUUCUUCCCUAGCAGAAGGAAUAGACCUAGAAACCUCAAAAUACAUCUUGGCCAAUGUUGGAGACCAGUUCUGCCAGCUUGUAAUGUCUGAGAAGGAGGCCAUGAUGAUGGUGGAACCACACCAGAAAGUGGCCUGGAAGCGAGCUGUGCGGGGAGUGCGGGAGAUGUGUGAUGUCUGUGAGACGACUCUCUUCAACAUCCACUGGGUUUGUCGCAAAUGUGGAUUUGGGGUCUGCCUGGACUGUUACCGGCUGAGGAAAAGCCGUCCUCGAAGUGAGACCGAAGAAAUGGGCGAUGAAGAAGUUUUCUCCUGGCUGAAGUGUGCCAAGGGGCAGUCCCAUGAACCAGAAAACCUCAUGCCUACACAGAUCAUCCCUGGCACAGCGCUGUACAAUAUUGGAGACAUGGUACAUGCUGCCCGGGGAAAGUGGGGGAUUAAAGCAAACUGCCCUUGUAUUAGUCGGCAAAGCAAAUCUGUGUUGAGACCUGCUGUCACCAACGGAAUGUCACAGCUCCCCAGUAUAACCCCUAGUGCCUCUUCUGGAAACGAAACUACCUUCUCGGGUGGAGGUGGAGCUGCAGCGAUCACAAAUCCAGAGCCGGACCAAGUCCCCAAAGGCCCCAGCACCGACAGCAGGUCUGAGGAGUCCCUAAGAGCAGAAGGCCCUGCAUCAAAUAGCAAUAGUGAACUAAAAGCCAUCAGGCCCCCGUGCCCUGACACGGCCCCUCCCUCUUCUGCCCUGCAUUGGUUGGCAGAUUUAGCAACUCAGAAGGCUAAAGAAGAAACAAAAGAAGCAGGGUCCCUGAGGUCGGUGCUCAAUAAAGAAUCUCAUUCACCCUUUGGGCUGGACUCAUUCAACUCCACUGCAAAAGUCUCUCCAUUGACUCCAAAGCUUUUUAACAGUCUAUUACUGGGUCCCACUGCCUCCAACAGCAAAACUGAGGGUUCUAGCCUUCGAGACCUCCUUCACUCUGGGCCCGGAAAACUUCCUCAAACCCCCCUGGACACAGGCAUACCCUUCCCACCUGUUUUCUCUGCGUCCUCAGCAGGAUUGAAGAACAAAGCCAGCCUGCCCAACUUCCUCGACCACAUCAUCGCCUCAGUGGUGGAAAAUAAGAAAACCUCAGAUUCUUCAAAGCGGUCCUGCAACUUGACUGAUACCCAAAAGGAAGUGAAGGAGAUGGUGAUGGGGUUAAAUGUGCUAGACCCCCAUACCUCUCAUUCCUGGCUCUGUGAUGGGAGACUUCUGUGUCUCCAUGACCCCAGCAACAAAAACAAUUGGAAGAUCUUCCGAGAAUGCUGGAAACAAGGCCAGCCAGUGCUAGUGUCAGGGGUACAUAAAAAGCUCAAGUCUGAACUCUGGAAGCCAGAAGCCUUUAGCCAGGAAUUUGGAGACCAGGAUGUGGACUUGGUGAACUGCCGGAACUGUGCUAUCAUUUCUGAUGUCAAAGUUCGGGAUUUCUGGGAUGGCUUUGAGAUUAUAUGCAAGAGACUGAGGUCGGAAGAUGGGCAGCCAAUGGUGCUCAAACUCAAAGACUGGCCCCCUGGGGAAGAUUUUCGGGACAUGAUGCCAACAAGGUUUGAGGAUCUGAUGGAGAAUCUUCCUCUGCCAGAAUAUACCAAACGGGAUGGCAGGCUCAAUCUCGCUUCUAGGCUACCCAGCUACUUUGUAAGGCCUGACCUGGGCCCCAAGAUGUACAACGCCUAUGGCUUGAUAACAGCAGAAGACAGAAGAGUUGGUACAACAAACCUUCAUUUAGAUGUGUCUGAUGCUGUUAAUGUGAUGGUGUAUGUUGGGAUCCCUGUCGGGGAGGGUGCUCAUGAUGAAGAAGUCCUCAAAACAAUUGAUGAGGGCGAUGCUGAUGAGGUGACCAAGCAGAGGAUUCAUGACGGAAAAGAGAAGCCGGGGGCCUUAUGGCACAUCUAUGCAGCCAAGGAUGCAGAGAAGAUCCGAGAGCUCCUCAGGAAGGUUGGAGAAGAGCAAGGCCAAGAGAAUCCUCCUGAUCAUGACCCAAUUCAUGACCAAAGUUGGUAUCUGGACCAGAUCCUCCGGAAGCGACUCUUUGAGGAGUAUGGCGUGCAAGGCUGGGCCAUCGUGCAGUUCCUGGGUGAUGCUGUCUUCAUACCUGCUGGAGCCCCGCACCAGGUUCACAAUCUGUAUAGCUGCAUUAAAGUCGCAGAAGACUUCGUAUCCCCAGAGCACGUGAAGCACUGUUUCCGCCUAACACAAGAGUUCAGGCAUCUCUCCAACACCCAUACGAAUCAUGAGGAUAAACUACAGGUGAAGAACAUCAUAUACCACGCAGUGAAAGAUGCUGUUGGCACUCUCAAGGCCCACGAAUCCAAACUGGCAAGGUCUUAAGGCAUGGGGAACUUCCAGCUCUCCUGUGAAGCAGGCCUUUCACAACACUUACCAGGGAACGGCAGGGCUCUCUGCAGGAGCAGAAGCCCUUCCCCAAGCCAGUGUGGUCAGUAUUACAAACUCUCCAGCCGCUCUUUCUAUGCUGCCUCAACACUGAAGGUUGACACAUGAAAAUGGCACUGUUCACACACACAGUUUCAGAUUCGAAGCUGAGGGUGCCACACUCCAUCCAGUGGCCUUUGGGAAUCCAGGUUGCUUGAACAUCGCUGGGCUCUCCUGCACAUCUCCUGGUUUGAGACCAUGGAAACCAGGAAUGUGGGCACACCUUCCUUCUCUGUUCCUCUUGUGCCUAGCUCAGUGGGACUGUGUUUGGAGGCGGAGGAAGUCAUAACUGGUAAAGUAAGGAGAUACAAUGUGCCUGGUGGAAGCCCGGCCAUGUCUCUGCACAUGACUUCUGACCUGGCCCAUCCCAGGAGAUGGGGUGCAGCCAUUCCCCAUACUCUCUGUGAAUAUGGAGUCUUCAAGACCCAGGGAGAGCCUACAACUUUUCCCAGGAGGCUUCAGGAUUAGGAACCGUGUGUAUUAGUGAGAACUAGGUUUGUAGUGAAAUAGUUACUAUUUCAUGAAAGUAGAUAUUUUUAGAACUUUUGAAAUAACACAGUUGUUUUCCUGGACUACAAGGAAAGGCACAUUACUUUAGUCUUCCUUUCAAUAAAACUCUUUGAAAGAUAUGAUUUUUAGAAAUCAGCUGUCCCUUAUAGCACAAAAUCAGCCAAAGCGUAAUUUAAAAGAAUUGGCAUUUUACUAUAAUCCUUUAGUUUCUCCCUCCCUCUCAGUCUUAUCUCGAGGGAACAGUUGUCUGAGAAAGAACUGUGUCAUGUCUGAGCUGUGGAUUGUUCCCUGCGUGCACACCGCUGACUCCGGGAUCUGUUUGCCGACUACCAGCGUUCCCUUGGGACUCUGCAUAUGUUUCCAAAUGGGGUGGAAAGUUUGGUUUCCAAUAUAAGAGUUUUUUGUUUUUUAGAGUUUUGUCUGGAAUUAUUUUCAGCAAAACUUUACAACUCAGUGGAGUUUUUAUUAAGAAUUUACUUGGAAAUGAUGGAAUUCACUGGCCCAUAGGUACACUGGGAAAUGUACCUCUUCCCAGGUGUACUGCCCUGCAGCCUUGUUUAUAUGUUCACAGUUACCUUUUUUUUUUUUUAAAUAAAAGUCAUUUACUGUAGAAUACUUUUAAUUUCACUUUCUGUACUUUAAUUUUAUUGAAGGGCUGAUUGGGAUUUCCAUGUUCUUAUUAAAAAAAAAUCUAACAAA
Molecule: messenger RNA, 6672 nt
Organism: Microtus oregoni (creeping vole)
Lineage: Eukaryota; Metazoa; Chordata; Mammalia; Rodentia; Cricetidae
Product: lysine-specific demethylase 3B
Exons: 24
Coding region: 73-5361 (1762 amino acids)
Biological process (GO): regulation of transcription by RNA polymerase II
Cellular component (GO): chromatin; histone deacetylase complex
Molecular function (GO): chromatin DNA binding; histone H3K9 demethylase activity; transcription coregulator activity
Source: RefSeq, a predicted model, not a curated record